CUAACUCCCCUUUUCCUUUUCUUUUUUCUUUUUCAAAAUUUACCAUUUCGCAUUUUUUAAAAUUAUAAAAUUAAAAUUAAAUAACUAAACACUCAUAUUUCUAAAAUACCCUCUUUCCUACUCCUCUUCUUCAGCCGUAAUUCCAAGAUAUGGACGGCGGCCUUAACAAGAUCGCCACCCCACUCAUCCUCCUCUUCCUUCUCAUUUUCUUCUUCCUCCUCGCUCAGAUUCUAUACAUUCUCUAUCGCCGCCGGCGUCUUCAACGCCUCGGUGGUGCUGAACCCAACCAAAAGUGCUUCUACCUUUUUUGGAGGAACCAAUCGCGGAUCCAACCUAAAGAAAUCCCCUCCAUUUCUAAAAUUGAUGGUCAUUCCUCCGAAGGGGCGGUGGUGGUGGUGGUGGAGACAGCGGAAGACGAGUUGACGAAGUGGCAAGAACUGUGCGGACCGUCAAGAACGCUUUUCACUAUCAAGGAAGAAGAAGAAGAAAGAGAAGGAAUAAUCGAAUGUUUCGAGUAUAAUAAUCCUUUUCCUAAACUCAAAACGGAUGAAGAUACAACGCCCUUCCAUACUCCAUGUGCUUCUCCUCCCUACCUCACCCCCUCCUCGUCCCCUUCUCGUGACUUUCCGGCAGAUAGAGGUUGUCCCGACGACAAUAUGACGACGCCCUUUUCGGCUAUUCAAAUUACCACUCACUGAUUAGAGAUUACGUACGACGACGACGACUCUGAUGGACGACAUGUCGGUUCAGGGAACAGCAUUUGCAUGACACGCCACGUCAGCUUCGUUCCGUUUAAAAAUAAGGAAAAAAGUAGGCCCCAGGUGGACCGUUGGAUUUGACACCUCUUUGUCAUUUACUAUUUUACUAUUUUACUAUUUUAUCUUUUACUUUUUGCUUUUCACCGGUAUCUGUGCUAAUCUGGUGUGGGGAGGUGUAGGUGACCAUUGCUUUUUCCUAUGCUAGCGUGGCGGUUUUCAACCAUGUGUCUAUUCGUGGGCCCUGUUAAUGUUUCGGCCCAAAUAUCGGCCCAUAUAUGAAGGUUUGUGGGGGAGGGGAACGUUUAUUGAAUAUUGAUCGUUGAUUUUACCAGUGAUCUUCAAUAUAAGGUUCUUUAUGUUCUAUGAUUUAA
Messenger RNA from Cucumis melo (muskmelon), 1129 nucleotides. RefSeq lists its product as uncharacterized. The record is from RefSeq and is a predicted model, not a curated record. The transcript has a single exon. Lineage: Eukaryota; Viridiplantae; Streptophyta; Magnoliopsida; Cucurbitales; Cucurbitaceae. Bases 150 to 698 code for a protein of 182 amino acids.